Messenger RNA from Diorhabda sublineata, 1322 nucleotides. RefSeq lists its product as uncharacterized. The transcript is spliced from 6 exons. The record is from RefSeq and is a predicted model, not a curated record. The coding region runs from base 224 to 1294 and encodes 356 amino acids. Lineage: Eukaryota; Metazoa; Arthropoda; Insecta; Coleoptera; Chrysomelidae.
UUAUUUGAUCAACAUUUUCUAAAGUAGAUAGCGUCGAGUUGGAACCGUUAUAAAUGCAAUCAAUUAAAAAAGAAUAACUUGUUUAACCGAUUUAAACCGAGUUGUUAGUGUUAAAGCGGAAUAUCCUCAAAGAACUUCAAUAUUUCGUGGGUGAAGAUGUUACGCAUUUGUGAUUAAAUAGUUAUAAAAGGCUGUCAUUUGAUAGACAUGAAUUCUACUGGUCAUGGUCAUUCGCCGACAGUUUUGUUUAUUUUCCUUUAUAUUUGUGUUUUUACUUCAACUUGGUGUCAAGUGUCAACGGUUGGAUGAAUUUAGAAAAGUUGAAGAUCUGGUGAAAAAAUGGUCUCCUGUGAUUUGGUUAUCACCAGAAGAAAAAUAUUUCCCACUCAAUGUCGACGAUUUUCUUAAAUACGUAUAUGUAUCUGAUGAAAAUGGUGAAACAGUUAUGCCUCAUCUAAACGGAAAGCUGCCCAUGUAUAUAACGGAACGAUUCAAUUUGAUGACACAUGAAUCUGUUGAGUCUCUAUUAAACGAUUCAACGUCAUUCCUUCAUGGAAAUUCCAACCUCAAUAAAGUCUCCGUUUACGCUGUUGUUCAUCACUGUUCAACGUCACCAAAGAGUGAAAAUGAAAAUAGGGUGCAGCGAAAUUUGGAAAAUAAUUUUUAUUUUCAUGUUACUUAUUGGAUAUUUUACCCGUUUAAUUUGGGAAAGGAUGUUUGUGUGCUUGGUAGAGUUCCCACAUUACAGGUAUUCAAUACAUGUUUGGGUAAAGUGAAAACAAUAGGAAACCAUGUAGGUGACUGGGAACAUAUGAGUCUUUCAUUUGUUGGUAAACCUAUACCUGAUAAACUAUACAUUGCAGCACACACAUCGGGAGCUUAUUACAUCUAUAAUGAAAAAUAUCGCAUUUUUCAGUUGGAUGGUACGAUAAAAAAAGUAGGACCAAGACCGAAAUUUCCUGAAAUUAUACGUACUCAAGGUGAACAUCCCAUAGUAUUCUCUGCAAAUGGUUCACAUGGUAUGUGGGCAACCCCGGGAAUACAAGAGUACAUGAAAGUACCAAAAGUUACAGAUAUAACUGGCUAUGGUACACCUUGGUUUACUUGGAAUAACCUCCGUAUUUUUCAUCUGGGAUACGAGAAUUUACCUUAUUGGUUUAACUUUGGAGGAAGGUGGGGUAAUCCGAAGAAAAAGUGCCUAUUAUUUAAGAAGUUAGGAAUUUGUGAAUAUUCCGACGGUCCUACUGGUAUUCUGAGAAAAAGACAACAUUUUUCCUGCAUUAAUAAUAUAUAAGUUUUAUAAAUAAAAAAAUUAUAAAUUC